UAACAGAAGCUGUGAAGACAUCAACUUCACAAGCAACAAUAUUGCAAACUUCAGUGCUGACAACAACUGUGGUGAACGCUACAAAUGAAUCCAUCCCAAGCAACUCCAUGCCUUCUUCACCUAAUACUACACAACAAAUAACACAAGGUGCAGCAACACAACCACCAGUAAAAGUGACCACUAUAGCAGCAGAUAAAAGUGGCAGCACAACAAACACUACACAAGAAAGUGGAACACAGUUGACACAAAAUGAGAGUUCAGAUGCUUCAUCUACUGAGGGAUCUUCUUUUUCUUCUACGACCUCUCUUCACAAUACCACUUCUGCUCCUGGAACCUCAAGCUUUCACGUGAGCUCCCUGACGAAAUCGACAACUUCUGACAGUUCUAGAAGCAGUCCUGGAAACAAGAAUGCAUCAGAGAGCCCUAUCCACUAUUCCAGUGUUAUCUUGCCAGUUGUCAUCACCUUGAUAGUCAUUACCCUUUCUGUCUUCUCACUGGUGGCUUUGUACAGAAUGUGCCAGAAGAAAACUCCAGAGGGACAAGAGAACGGCACUGAACAGGCUCAGUCAGAUAAAGAAGGAGUCAAACUUCUUUCUGUGAAGACAACUUCUCCUGAGACUGGAGAGCACUCAUCUCAGGGGAAGAAUAAAACUCGGCAACUCUUCACACCUCAGCAAUAA
Molecule: messenger RNA, 680 nt
Organism: Balearica regulorum gibbericeps (East African grey crowned-crane)
Lineage: Eukaryota; Metazoa; Chordata; Aves; Gruiformes; Gruidae
Source: RefSeq, a predicted model, not a curated record